AUGAAGCUCAAAUGGAUGCUUAUCAACUUUGCUGCACCAGAAUUCGCGGUAGGACAAGCUUGGAGCAAUAGACGUUCAGUGGCUCUGCUCGAGGGCCAGUUUGCAAAGUAUCAAAGGGAAGAUGGUGUUCCAUGGAGUCGCUCUCAUAUCUACUACGCAAAUAUGGGUGGAUUUUCUAUUCACUUUGAUGAGCUGUUGAACAAGCCAUGGCUUUUGCCAGAUGCGGGACCCGGUUAUACAACCAAUUUGCGCAACCCGGAGCAGACUUACAGCGAAUCAUCGGACCCAAGACCACCUCCUUCCACCUCCCAAUCAAACAUCUCUCCAGCACGCCGAAGCCAUUCCUUACCGGAUUAUACAACAGCAAAACAACGAAUAAAGCCUAGCUUGCUGACCAGAAGCCAGACGUGCAAUACGUCCAACCCUGUGUAUAUGGCAUGGGAUGCCGGCUACCCCCCGCAUGGAUUUCAGCCAUUACCGCAGUAUCUGCGACGCAACUUGGAUGCUUUUAUGAGCAGAGGUUAUGCUUCUCCACGAGAAAUCCAUGAUUCAGUGCAACAGAUCUCCAAUGCAAUAGGAGUGAUCAAUUGGACACUAGACCUACAUAAUAUUCAAGCCAUAAAAAAGGCAAUCAGUAUAGUUUGUCCAGACCAUUUCGUUGAAGAAUGGGAGCGCGAGAAAUUCCUUUCAAAUCAUUACGAUUGGUUUCUAAAUAUUCGUAUCCUGUGCGGGAAUCUCUGGGUGCUGGAUGCAAACCAGCUUCUCCUUGCACGCGAGCUUGGGAUAAUUGAAACACUACCUUCGUUGUCUCAAGCUUCCCUGAAUGAUCGCAACAAGGGCGACUUAAUUGUCAAGAUUCUAGCAUUGGUUCAAAUAUCGUGGAUGGUCAUCCAGCUCAUUUUACGCCUGGCUCAAAAUGUUCCCUCGAGCCAACUAGAAAUCUUCACCCUCUCCUUUGCAGUCUGCUCGGUGGUCACAUACAUCCUAUUGAUUGAUAAGCCAAAGGACGUCCAAACAUCAUACACCAUCAAAGCUGCUAAGCGCCCAUCUGCAGAAGACUUGAUCCUUAUUGCCAACGCUGGCCCGAUGAUGUUUUGGGGCUCUCGUCUCAGCAUAUGUAUUCCCAAUACCGCCUUGAGCCGAGAUUCGCACAGGUCAGAUGGGUUAUUCACGAUGUACCUAGGAUCCUCGCUUGCAAUGAUUGUAUUUGGCGCCAUCCAUUGCCUUGCAUGGGAUUUCAAAUUUCCUACAGAGGCAGAGAAACUAUGUUGGCAUAUUAGUGCGGUUAUAACGGCUGGUGCUUUGCCACUAUUAUGGGCUCUCAGUCAUGCGAGGGUAAAAGUUCGCAAGUCGAUUCGGAUAUCUGAUAAUCCAAGGCAUCCAAACCUGAAGAUUCUAGGAUUUGUUGUGAUAGUCUCGUGGUCGAUUUCAUUAGUGUUUGUGUUUUCGAGGCUGUUUAUAACGGUCGAGGCUUUUCGCUCAUUGGCCUUUCUUCCACCAGGCGCGUUUUUAGGUACCCCGUUAGCAGGUAUACCGUACGUCGGUUAA
Penicillium soppii is the source of this 1548-nucleotide messenger RNA. RefSeq lists its product as uncharacterized. The transcript has a single exon. The record is from RefSeq and is a predicted model, not a curated record. Bases 1 to 1548 code for a protein of 515 amino acids. Lineage: Eukaryota; Fungi; Ascomycota; Eurotiomycetes; Eurotiales; Aspergillaceae.